Messenger RNA from Filobasidium floriforme, 651 nucleotides. RefSeq lists its product as uncharacterized. The record is from RefSeq and is a predicted model, not a curated record. Lineage: Eukaryota; Fungi; Basidiomycota; Tremellomycetes; Filobasidiales; Filobasidiaceae. The transcript has 4 exons. Bases 48 to 536 code for a protein of 162 amino acids.
CCUCAGCCUUAUAAGACUUGAACCACACCAGCCAGACUUGAAGGUAUAUGCUUCUCAGCUGGACUCCUUCAAUCGUGUUCUGUAUCAAACAAAGCCCGUGCCGAAUGGAUAAUAGGAUGAGAGUCAUGUUCGCGUUGCUAGCGAUUACCGCCUUAUCAAUGCGGAACGUCCAAGCCAUAGGUGGAGAACAUUUCUGCGAGGGUUUUGGGCAAGACCGAGAGAAGGUUUUAUGGGCUAGCUUGAAGUCCGCUGACGCCGAAUGGGAGCUCGAUCCGAUCGGCUCUCUCCAUGACGAGAGAAGUGCAGAAGACUGUGCUAGAGCUUGUCACGAGACCUCAACUUGCAUUGCCGCCGCAUGGACGCCAUCAGAGCCUGAGACAGGGGCCUGUAAGCUGUACAACGAAUAUCCGUCCGAACUCCGAACUCUCCCUAUGAUCGGAACGGUUGGCGAGGAGCGGAUUAUACUUCGGGGGGAAUGUCACGAGCGUAAAGCCCCAGUUCAUCGGAGUCCACCUUGUUGUCAGAUGACACUGUAGCUAGAACGCUCAGUUUGUGGUCGCUCACGUCUAUCAAGUACCAGCGGACUUUCAAGCGAGUGGAAUGGUGAAACGUAUCCCUCGAUGCUUCUCUUCCAUGUACCAUGAGCCGGCG